CCCCCCCCAAAAAGAUGUCCUACUUCACCGAGCACUUUUGGGGCGAGAAGCACCAGGGCUUCGACGUGCUGUACCACAACAUGAAGCACGGGCAGCUCUCCACCAAGGAGCUGGCAGACUUCGUCCGUGAGAGGGCUGCCAUCGAGGAGAACUACGCCAAGGCCAUGGUGAAGCUGUCGAAGAUGGCCACCAACGGCACCCAGCUGGGGACCUUCGCGCCGCUGUGGGAGGUGUUCCGCAUCUCCUCGGACAAGCUGGCCCUGUGCCACCUGGAGCUGAUGAGGAAGCUGCAGGACCUCAUCAAGGAGAUCUCUCGCUACGGGGAGGAGCAGGGCAGGGUGCACAAGAAGUCCAAGGAGGAGGUGUCAGGGACGCUGGAGGCUGUGCAGCUGCUGCAGGGGGUGGCCCAGCUGCUGCCCAAGUCCAAGGAGAGCUACCACAGCCGGUGCCAGGAGUACGAGAGGCUGCGCAAAGAGGGCACCAGCCAGAAGGAGAUCGACAAGGCAGAGCUGAAGUGGCGCAAGGCUGGCGAGGCCCUGAGGCGGGCAGUGGACAAAUACAACUCUGCCAGGCAGGACUUCGAGCAGAGGAUGCUGGACUCAGCCAUGCGUUUCCAAGAGGUGGAGGAGGCUCACCUGCACCACAUGAAAGGCCUCAUCAGCUCCUACUCCCACUCGGUGGAGGACACCCACGUCCAGAUCGGGCAGGUCCAUGAGGAGUUCAAGCAGAACGUGGAGAACAUUGGCACCGAGCUGCUGCUGAGGAGGUUCGCUGAGAGCAAGGGCACAGGGCGCGAGCGGCCAGGAGCCUUGGAUUUCGAGGAGUACCGGCUGGCCCCAGUGCAGGAAGGACCUAAAAGGAGCCGGAGCAAAGCGUUCCGGAUCCCCGGCUUGAGCCGUAAGGAGAGGGAUCGUGAUGCUGGGGAAUCCCCAGAUGCCGAGCAGGGCUGCCCGGAGGUGGACGAGGACGGCUUCACCGUGCGCCCCGACACCUCCCGCUCGGAGGGGGAGCCCCGCGGCUGCUCCUCCAGCGACUCGGAUUACGACGAGGAGGAGCCUCGCAAGUUCUACGUCCACAUCAAACCGGUGCAGCCCCGGGAGGCGGCCGGCAGCGCCGAGGCCACCAUGGAGCAGCUCAAGGCCACCGUGGGAAACCUCAUCCUGCACCCCACGCUUGGGGGCACCGUCAAGCGACAGUCGUCCAGGCAUGUGGCAUCUCUGACCCCAGCCCCAAGCGAUGCAGAGCCCGAGGGGACGCUGGCAGCAGGUGACAGUGCAGGCAGGGGGUGCCCAGCAGCGCAGGUGAACAGUGGCCCUGGGAAAGCCCCUCCUGACCCCGUGCCCCCCGCUGCUCUCUUCGGGCCCCCCCUGGAGUCGGCGUUCGAGGCAGAGGACUUCCCGGCCCCCCGUGCCUACGUCCUCACCUCUUCUUCCUCCCCCUUCUCCUCUUCCUCCCCGGAGAACGUGGAGGACUCCGGCUUGGAUUCGCCCUCGCACCCCCCGCCCGGCCCCUCCCCGGAUUCCAGACCCUGGAGCCCGCAGCCAGGGACACCUCAGAGCCCCCUCCCCAAGGCGGACCCUCCUCAAGCGCCCCCACCCCAGAGCACCAGCGCCAGGGACCCCAGCGGUUGGGGGCCGCGGUGCCGCAGCCCCUCCGGCCGCCCCCCGGACCCCCCCAGUUUCGCCGUCUUCAGCGGCCACGGGGCCGGGGGGCUCUGGGAGGAGCUGGGGGCAGCCCCCCGAGGCCGCAGCCCAGCCCCCCGAGAAGUUCCCUCCCCAGACCCUUUCGGGGAGCCGUGGGUCAGAGCCCACAGCCCCAGCGGGGAGCAGCAGCCCCUGCCCAGACCUUCCUCCAACUCGGCUUCCUCCUCCUCCUCCUCCCCGGCCCCCCAAAGCGGGGGGGAGUCCUCCAGUCCCUCCCCCUGGACCUGCCCAGGCUCAGGGACGUCAGCAGCUCCUGCACCUCAGCCUGAGCCUGAUGCUCUCCCUGCCCACCCCGUGGCAGCCCCCCGGGAGGUCCCCCUGGUGGCCCCCCCGCGGCGUUCCCGCACCAAGAGGGCAGCAGCUGGCACGGCCGCGGGCAGCAACAGCGACCUGUCUCGCUCUCUGAGCCCCUCACCCUCCUGGAGCUGUGCCCCCUCGCACUCGGCCCCUGCCAGCCUGGGCGAGAGAGGCUUCUUCAGCGUGCCCCCCCCGGCGCUCGGGCUGUCUCGGGGUCCCAGCCCCGUGGUGCUGGGCUCCCAGGAUGCACUGCCCGUGGCCACUGCCUUCACCGAGUAUGUCCAUGCCUACUUCAAGGGGCAGGACACCGACAGCAGCUGCCUGGUGAAGGUGACAGGGGAGCUGACCAUGUCCUUCCCUGCUGGCAUCCUGAGGGUCUUCAGUGGCAGCCUGGCACCCCCAGUGCUCAGCUUCCGCCUGCUCAACGCCGCUGCCAUCCAGCACUUCCUGCCCAACGCCGAGCUGCUCUACAGUGACCCCUCCCAGAGUGACCCCAGCACCAGGGACUUCUGGCUGAACAUGGCAGCCCUGACCGGGCACCUGCAGAGGCAAGCGGAGCAGUGCCCAGCUGCCUCCUACUACAACGUGGCACUGCUCAAGUACCAGUUCUCCCGGCUGGGCCCCGGCUGGGCGCCGCUGCGGCUCUGCGUGCGCUGGGACUGCUCCCCGGCCGCCACCCGAGUCAGCGUCGACUACGGCUACAACGCGGCCGCCCUGGCACUGCCCGUGCCCCUCGCCAACGUCCACGUCCUGCUGCCCGUGGAUGAGCCUGUGGCCAACCUGCGCCUGCAGCCGGCCGCCAGCUGGAACCUGGAGGAGAAGAGGCUGCUCUGGAGGCUGCUGGACAUCCCUGGUGCCCCGGGGCAGGGAGGCUGUGGCCGGCUCUCUGCCAGCUGGGAGCCCCUGUGCGGGCCCAGCAAGCCCAGCCCGGUGGCAGCGCAGUUCAGCAGCGAGGGCAGCACCCUGUCGGGCGUGGAGGUGGAGCUGGCCGGCGCCGGGUACCGAAUGUCCCUGGUCAAGAAGAGGUUUGCUACAGGCAUCUACCUGGCAGGGUCCUGAACCACCCUCCCCGCAGGACCCUCCGAGCCCCCUCCCCACCGCCGCGUUGGGGGGGGGCUUCCCCCUUUGGUUGUGUGAACUGGAAACACUGGAUGGAGGCCGGCUGGGGAGGGGGUGGCACAGGG
Molecule: messenger RNA, 3184 nt
Organism: Dryobates pubescens (Downy woodpecker)
Lineage: Eukaryota; Metazoa; Chordata; Aves; Piciformes; Picidae
Gene: FCHO1
Product: FCH and mu domain containing endocytic adaptor 1
Exons: 27
Coding region: 15-3059 (1014 amino acids)
Biological process (GO): clathrin coat assembly; clathrin-dependent endocytosis
Cellular component (GO): cytoplasm; plasma membrane; clathrin-coated pit
Source: RefSeq, a predicted model, not a curated record